AUGGGAUCAUUAACUCCGUACGGAGUGACAGUUAAUGCACUUCGGAAUGGACUCAAUCAAGGAGUUUCAGCGCUCAAAUAUGAUGAAAAUCUUAAAUUUGUGGUCGGUGCGAUUGGCGGCGAAAAUUUUGAAGAACGCUGGUCGACGGGGGAAAGAAGGGAAAUGAGCAGAUCGAGUAUGGCGGCGCUCGUUGUGGCGGAAGAAGCGUUGACCAACGCGAAUGCUGUCGAUAUUGAUCAUACGGAGACAAUGGUGAAUAUUGGAACUUGUAUGUCGGAUUUGAUGCAUAUCGGAGAAACUGCGGCGAAAGUCAAUCAGAAUCAAGCAAGAAAAAUAUCGCCGUAUUUUGUUCCACGAAUUCUUAACAAUCUUCCCGCUGGAUAUGUUGCAAUGAAGUACAAAAUGAAGGGCGACGUUGAAGCGACCUCGACGGCUUGUGCAACCGGAUUACAUUGUAUCGGCAAUGCUUUCCGCGCAGUUCGCCACGGGUAUUCCCGACGAGCCGUCGCUGGUGCUGUCGAGUGCGCGCUGAAUCCGAUCGCGUUAGCUGGAUUUGACAGAAUGCGGGCUUUGGCGAAAGGUGCAACACCCGAAAUUAGUCGGCCGUUUGACAAGAAAAGAGGCGGAUUCGUGCUCAGCGAGGGGGCAGGAGUGUUGUUCAUUGAGCGAUUCGACGAUGCAAAGGCCAGAAAUGCCUCGAUUUUGGCGGAAAUCAUCGGCUAUGGAACCUCGUCGGACUGCCAUCAUAUCUCAACACCAGAUCCUUCUGCGAUCGGAGCAAUUCUUUCAAUGAGACGCGCAAUCCAAGAUGCUAGAAUUGACGUCAAUGAUGUUGAAUACGUGAAUGCUCACGCGACCUCAACCCCAACUGGGGAUACUGUCGAAGCAAAAGCCGUUCGAAAUGUCUUUGAAGGCCAGAGUAUUGCGGUUAGCAGUAUCAAAGGUCAUAUAGGGCAUCUUCUCGGCGCUGCCGGAUCUGUUGAAACCAUUGCCACCGUUCUCGCGGCUGUUGAUGGUGUUUUACCGCAAAAUUUGAAUCUUGAAGAAUCUGAGGACGGCGAUGGCAUAGAUCUUUUGAAGACCACGAAACCCUGGACCAGUUCCAAUCGAAUCGCAAUUUGCAAUUCAUUUGGCUUUGGCGCCACAAAUGCUAGUCUCCUUAUAAAACGGGUGUAA
Caenorhabditis bovis is the source of this 1176-nucleotide messenger RNA. The record is from the annotation of a GenBank genome assembly. Lineage: Eukaryota; Metazoa; Nematoda; Chromadorea; Rhabditida; Rhabditidae.